Molecule: messenger RNA, 1509 nt
Organism: Naumovozyma castellii
Lineage: Eukaryota; Fungi; Ascomycota; Saccharomycetes; Saccharomycetales; Saccharomycetaceae
Gene: MEP2
Product: ammonium permease MEP2
Exons: 1
Coding region: 1-1509 (502 amino acids)
Source: RefSeq, a predicted model, not a curated record
AUGUCUUUUAAUUUUACAGGAACUCCUACGGGUCACGGUACCGGGGGUGAUUCAUUAACCACAGAUUUAAACGCUCAAUUCGAACUAGCCGAUAUGGUUUGGUUGGGUGUCAGCGCAGCAGGUGUCUGGAUAAUGGUUCCAGGAAUCGGUCUGCUAUAUUCUGGUCUUGCCAGGAAAAAGCACGCCCUAUCAUUACUUUGGGCUUCCAUGAUGGCAUCCGCCGUCUGUAUAUUCCAAUGGUUCUUUUGGGGCUAUUCAUUAGCAUUUUCACAUCAUACAAGAGGUCAUGGGUUCAUUGGAACUUUAGAAUUCUUUGGGUUCAGAGACGUCCUGGGGGCACCUUCAGCUGAUGCUGCUGUUCCUGAUGUUCUAUGGGCUGGGUUUCAAGGUAUGUUUGCAGCUGUUACCGGAAUACUGAUGUUAGGUGGUGCCUGUGAAAGAGCACGUUUGUUCCCCAUGAUGGUUUUCUUAUUCAUUUGGAUGACCAUAGUAUAUUGCCCUAUCGCUUGUUGGACAUGGAACCCAACUGGAUGGCUAGCUAAAUUGGGUGCCAUUGAUUAUGCUGGUGGUGGUGUGGUUCAUAUUAAUUCAGGCCAUGGUGCCCUUGUGUAUGCUUUAAUACUGGGUAAGAGAAAUGAUCCUGUUACUCACAAGGGGAUGCCCAAAUACAAACCACAUUCUAUCACUUCAGUGGUCUUGGGGACUGUGUUUUUAUUUUAUGGGUGGUUAUUUUUCAAUGCUGGUUCUGCUGGUAAUGCAUCCAUUAAGGCUUGGUACUCUAUGUUUUCUACAAGUUUAGCCGCUUCAUGUGGUGGAUUAACUUGGAUGUUCAUCGAUUACUUUAGAUUAAAGGGUAAAUGGACCACCGUUGGGUUAUGUUCAGGUAUCAUUGCAGGUUUAGUUGGGAUUACUCCUGCCGCAGGUACAGUUCCAAUUUGGGCCUCCGUAAUCAUUGGUAUUCUAACCGCUGCUGGAUGUAAUUUUGCAGUCGAUAUCAAGAGUUUAUUAAAAAUUGACGAUGGUUUAGACUGUUGGGCUUUGCAUGGUGUUGGUGGCUGUAUUGGCUCUGCUUUGACAGGUAUAUUUUCAGCUGACUACGUCAACGCCACAGCGGGUACAUAUGGUGCUCCAAUCGAUGGCGGUUGGUUAAAUCAUCAUUGGAAACAACUUGGUUACCAAUUGGCAGCUAUUAUGUCCAGCAUUGCAUGGUGUAUGACUUGCACAGCUAUUAUCUUAUUGACUAUGGAUAGAAUUCCAUUCUUAAGGUUAAGAUUGAGGCCUGAAGAAGAAGAACAAGGUACAGAUGAAGCCGAAAUUGGUGAGUUUACAUAUCAAGAAGAUACAGUUUUCAUUCCAGAACCAAUUAGAUCUAAUAUUACUGCAAAGGUCCCUGAGAUGUCAGCUAUUGAUGAUAAGAUUGGAGGCGAUGAUGAGGAGAGUAAUACUGUCAAUAAGCAAAGUAUAGAAACACCAUCUACAGCUUCAAAAGAAAUUGAAAACGAAAAAUGA